CGAGUGGAAGGUAACUGUGGAUAGCAAAAGUAGCGGGAGUUGUGAGUUGUGUUGGGACAAAGCUCUCUCCGGCAGCAAGGCUUAAACGAUGCUGCUUUCUGCUGCUGUUUUCGGCGAUCCCCUGACCUCGAUUAUCUCUGCCAUACUGCCGGUUAAAAACAUCACUUCUGUUAGAUUCCAGAAUCGGCCCGUAUCCCUACGCCUACGAUUCUCCCUCUCUGCAACCAACUCCGUCAGCAAUGACAUUACAGACGACAGAAACAAACACUCGAUUCACCUUGAUAGCCUCAGAGCGCUGGAAUGGGAUAAACUCUGCGAUUCCGUUGCUUCAUUUGCCCGCACUUCUCUGGGCCGUCAAGCAAUCAAGGCCCAACUUUGGUCUUUGAACCGGACAUAUGAAGAAAGUUUGAGACUUCUGAAUGAGACUAAUGCGGCUGUAGAAAUGCAGAAGCAUGGUGGAUGCAGUUUGGAUUUAAGUGGCAUCGACCUUCUUCUGGUGAAAUCUGCAAUAGAACAUGCUCAAAGAAGUCUGCCAAUGGAUGGAAAUGAAGCAAGGGCUGUUGCAGCUCUUCUACAGUUUUCUGAUAUGUUGCAAUUUAAUUUAAAAACUGCAAUCGAAGAGGAUGCAGACUGGUUCACCCGUUUUAUGCCCCUAACGGAAGUGGUAAUGGGAAUGGUUGUAAAUCAAUCACUGAUUAAACUGAUACUGAAAGUUGUAGAUGAAGAUGGCUCAGUUAAAGAUUCUGCGAGUUAUGCCUUGAGACAAUCCCGAGAUCAAGUUCGAACGCUUGAAAAAAAGUUAUAUCAGUUAAUGGACAGCCUAGUUAGGAAUGCAAAGAGUGGAACAUCCUUUUUGGAAGUGGGAAAUGUUGAUGGAAGGUGGUGUAUAAAAUCAGAGGGUAAUCAAUUGAUGGACUUUAAGGGUCUCCUGCUGUCCAGUGCUGCAGGAGGGAUUGGUACCAUCCUAGAGCCACUCUCUGCUGUUCCUUUAAACGAUGAGUUGCAACAGGCAAGGGCAUCAGUGGCAAAAGCUGAGGAAGAUGUUCUCUUUAUGCUAAGUGAAAAAGUGAAAAUGGAUCUUGAAGACAUUGAGAAACUCAUUGACUGUAUAAUCAAAUUAGAUAUGGUCAAUGCGCGAGCAUCUUAUGGUCUUUCAAUUGGGGGGACAUGUCCCGAUAUAAUUCUACCAGAAGGGUGCAAAUCUCCCAUUGCUAAUAACUGCUCGGGGGACUCAAUAUCUGAGGCAUCAUGCCUAAAGAAGAGCGAAUGGGUGCUCUAUUUACCUAAUGCUCUUCACCCUUUACUACUCCAGCAAUAUAGAGAAAAUUUGAAGAAUGCCAAAAGGGAUGUCAGAAAUGCUUUUGAUGAGAUAGGGAGAAAACUUCCUGGGGGGAAUACGUCAAGGAAAGAAAAAAAAGAUGUAGAUAUUUCAUUCUUAAAAAUGAAGGUUGAGGAAUUGGAGCAAGCUCAUCUAGUUCCGGUUGAUUUUUCAAUAUCUCAAAGAAUUCGAGUUUUGGUUAUAACUGGUCCUAAUACUGGGGGUAAGACAGUUUGCCUGAAGACCAUUGGAUUGGCUGCCAUGAUGGCAAAAUCAGGGCUUCAUGUUUUGGCUUCAGAAUCUGUACAAAUCCCUUGGUUUGAUUCUGUUUUUGCUGAUAUCGGUGAUGAACAGUCUCUAACCCAAUCUUUGUCUACCUUUUCUGGCCAUUUGAAAAAAAUAAGUGAGAUUCAGUCAGUUUCAACUAGUCAGUCGUUGGUACUACUGGAUGAAGUUGGUGCAGGAACCAAUCCUAUGGAAGGAGCCGCACUUGGGAUGUCACUCCUGGAAUCUUUUGCUAAAUCUGGUGCUUCAUUGACAAUCGCAACUACACAUCAUGGAGAACUGAAAACCCUAAAAUAUAGCAAUGAGGUGUUUGAAAAUGCGUGUAUGGAAUUUGAUGAGGUGAACUUAAAGCCAACUUACAAGAUUCUUUGGGGAGUACCAGGGCGUUCAAAUGCUAUUAAUAUAGCUGAAAGGUUAGGGUUGCCUGGUACUGUUGUAGAUGAUGCUCGGGAGCAUUAUGGUGCAGCAAGUGCACAGAUAGAUGAGGUCAUAAUCGAUAUGGAAUGUAUCAAGAAAAAUUAUGAGGAGCUCUUACAAGAAGCUCAAGAUCACUUGAUGUACUCAAAAAAUCUUUAUGAAAAGAUGUUGCUUGCUAGAAAAAAGAUUAUUAAACAUGCCAGAGAACAGAGGCUUAUAAAAGUGCAAGAGGUAUCUAAGGCUGCAGCAACAGCUCGUUCUAAUCUUCACAAAAAAGUACGAGAACUGCGUGCAUCUGCAAUUGAAUCCUCCCCGCCCACUGCCAUUCGUAGUAGGCAACGUGUAGGAAUGAGCUCUAAUAAGCUAGCUACAGAUGGCAAAAAGAACCUAACGGCAUUAUAUUCGCGUAUUUCUUCAACUGGUCACAUCAGUCAACCACGAUCAGGGAAGCUUGAGUUUCCCACUGUUGGUGAUACUGUGUACGUUUCUUCCCUUGGAAAAGAAGCGACAGUUUUAAGCGUAGAGCCAUCAAAAGACGAAAUGGUUGUUCAAGUUGGUAGCAUCAAGUUGAAGCUGAAGUUCACUGACAUGAGAUAAUCAUCCAGGAGCCAUGCACAUAUCUACGGUAUACGUUAAUCUGUGAAUUUAACCGACGUACUAUCUCUGUUCUCUUUGCUAUUCAUGAUAGGAAUUAUUUACCCGGAAGAUUGAUGCGUAAAAACAUUACUGUAGACCAAAUUAUUUGAGUGAUUCUAUGUGGGAAAAUACAAUCCAAAUAUUAUUCCUGUACAAUGUAAACUCAGAGGUCAUCUUUGAAAGAUGUAUAAACAGAAACGUGCAGUAUUGUGCUGGUUUCAACU
Molecule: messenger RNA, 2880 nt
Organism: Momordica charantia (bitter melon)
Lineage: Eukaryota; Viridiplantae; Streptophyta; Magnoliopsida; Cucurbitales; Cucurbitaceae
Product: DNA mismatch repair protein MutS, type 2
Biological process (GO): mismatch repair; negative regulation of DNA recombination
Molecular function (GO): ATP-dependent DNA damage sensor activity; endonuclease activity; ATP hydrolysis activity
Source: RefSeq, a predicted model, not a curated record